Eupeodes corollae is the source of this 537-nucleotide messenger RNA. RefSeq lists its product as uncharacterized. The transcript is spliced from 3 exons. The record is from RefSeq and is a predicted model, not a curated record. Bases 80 to 460 code for a protein of 126 amino acids. Lineage: Eukaryota; Metazoa; Arthropoda; Insecta; Diptera; Syrphidae.
AUAUUUAUAUUCGUUUUAGUAUUAUUAUUUUGUGCUGAGUUUUGAUAAAUAUUAAAACUUGGAGAGAUUUUGUUUUAAAAUGCAUUCCUCCUUAUUCUGUGCGCUGUGGUUAUUUAUUCUAUUCGAAUGUUUAUUUUUUUUACUAUGUAAAACAUACCCAGUGGAAGACACAUCAUUAUCAAUACAGGUGAAGAAUGUUGAGCCUUUAGGUACGUUUGGGAGCCUACAGAAAUCCAAAGAUCGAAGUUACUCUGAUGAAAACAAUUUUAGGCGAAGAGGGCGAAAACGCCGUUCGGACUUCGGAGAAGAAGAAAUUUCGGGGGAAAGAGGACCAGUAGAGGAUAUUGCAGCUAUUAAACAAAUUGUAGAUCUUCUUCGAAGUGUUGGUCAGAGAGUAAUUCCUAUUGUGAUGCAAGGUGCAUCUGUGUUGAACAAUCUGCUCUCAAACCUGGGAACAUAGGACAUGAAUUUUUUUUAUAAAAAUGGAAUUUAAAAUUGUAUGAGAAAUAAAAACUAAUUCAUUGAACUUCAAGUUAA